AUGGCGAGGAAAUUCGUUCCUCGGCAGAGGAAGCACAAGGUGCUCGCCCGGGAGAAGGCGGCUCGUGAAAAGGCAGCGGCCGACGCCAACGAGGAUGUCGUCGAGCAGCAAGACAGCAAUGCGCUCGAGAUAGUGCCGUCAUCAACCACAGAGCGCGCAGAGAAGAAGGCGCGCAUGAAGGAGGAGCUCAAAGCGCCCGGCGUCAAGGUCAGCGGCAAGAAGGCCAAGCGCCUGGAGAAGUACAUUGAGAACAAGCUCAAGAAGGACGAGACCCGGGAGCUGCUUGCGAAGCUCGCUGAGAACAGGAUCGACACGAGCCUGUUCUCGAGUGCGCGGUCUCUAGGGCAGACCAAGGAGACCAAGAAGGAGGCGCUGAGGCGCAAGUUCCGGGAACGCAAAGCUGGGCUGACGACUGGUGAGGAGAGCGAGGAGGACGAGAAGGGAGGGCAGUCUCGGACUGAUGAGGAUUCCUCAGAUGAAUCUGAGGCAAUUCCGACGCCAAUCUUCACUUCUGCCACGCAGACUACCAAGCGCGCCAAAGGAACGAAGAAACAGCAAAGCGCACCUGCCCCUCAAGAUGUCUCCGACACAGAGGAUAAGGUUGACGACAAAGGAAGCUCAGAGGUCUCUACUGCGCCGGCGAAAUCCCUUUUCUCCUCAGCACCAGCAGGAUCGGGCUUAAAGCGCCCGUUGGAGACUGAUGACAGUGGCCGGCCUGUACUGCAGAAAAGGCAAAAGCGUGGCGGUGUUAAAUCCAAGUUCACUAUACAACCUCAAGUGGAUAUGGUCAUCGAUGAUCAAUCCGGAUCCGAUGAUUGGAAUGGCUUCGAUUCUGAUGACGCCUCCGCUAGUGCUGGCGAGAGCGAUGAAGCUGCAGCGGAAGACGAGCCUGAUGACUCAGAGGAUGACGAAGAGGAGGAGGACGACGACGACGUUUCCGAUGAAAGCGGAUCGGAUGAAGGAGAGGACGAAGACGAGGAGGAAGAAGAAGGGACAACAAAGAGACCAUCUGCGUUCAAGGCCUGGGCCCAUAGGCAACGGAACGAAGCUCUUGGUUACCAGUCUGUGACGGACACACCCGCGAUCUUGGACAUACCGAGGCCAGAAAAUUUCACGCCCAGGCCAGUAGAGCAGGAACCGCUACCACCAGAGCUGCAGCAGACGAAGAACAUUGGCAGAAAGGCAUACAGCGUCACAGUCACCAGAUCUCCAGAGAUCCAAACUGCUCGGCUCGCCCUCCCUGUUGUCGCCGAGGAGCAGAAGAUCAUGGAAGCUAUUCACAACAACGACAUUGUUGUGGUCUCCGGUGCUACUGGAUCUGGUAAAACCACACAAGUGCCCCAGUUCCUGUACGAAGCGGGCUAUGGCUCUCCCGAGUCCCCCACCCCUGGGAUGAUCGGUGUCACACAGCCUCGUCGAGUGGCCGCAGUCAGCAUGUCGAAGAGGGUCGCUCAAGAGCUCGGCGAUCAUUCCCAUAUCGUCGCUUACCAGAUCCGCUUCGAGGGCACGACAGACAAGAAGACGGCCAUCAAGUUCAUGACCGACGGUGUGCUUCUCCGCGAGGUGGCACAGGAUGUGGCCCUUCGGAAAUACUCAGCAAUCAUUAUUGACGAAGCCCACGAGAGGAGUGUCAAUACCGACGUACUGGUCGGCAUCCUCAGUCGCGUCAACAAGAUUCGGAAAGACCUCGCCGAGAACGGAGAGUCGAUCAAGCCCUUGAAGCUGAUCAUCAUGUCUGCCACUUUGAGGCUUGGAGAUGUGACGCAGAACCCAAGACUGUUUGCCGAACCCCCUCCAGUCCUGAACGUGGAAGGGAGGCAAUUUCCGGUCACUGUCCACUUUUCGAGAAGAACCCAGCAUGACUACGUUGAGGAAAUGUUCCAAAAGAUUAGUCGAGGUCAUAGGAAGCUGCCUCCGGGAGGUAUUCUUGUCUUCUUGACUGGUCAGAAUGAAAUCCAUCAGCUCAGUAAGCGACUCAAGAUGGAGUUCAACGGCGUUACUUCUGGAAACGGACCCAAGGUCAGAAUCUCAGCAAGCGAAGCGCCAUUUGAGGCAGAGGACGUUGACUUUGGAGAUAUCGAAGACCAUGAGGACUAUAACGAGGAAUCAUCCGAAGACGGCGGAGAUGAGGCCGAAGAAGAUGAGUUCUUGAUCGAGGACGAGGAAGCAGGGACUGGGCCUUUGCGUAUGAACGUCCUGCCGCUGUACUCUCUGCUUCCAACGAAAGAGCAGCAACGUGUGUUCGAUCCGCCUCCUGAAAACACUCGCCAAGUCAUCUUGGCCACAAACGUUGCCGAGACAAGUCUGACAAUCCCCGGGAUUCGGUACGUUUUUGACUGCGGCAGAUCGAAGGAACGCCGUUAUGACAAGAUCUCUGGUGUCCAGAGUUUCGAGGUUGGUUGGAUCAGCAAAGCUAGUGCCAAUCAGCGGUCUGGCCGUGCUGGUCGUACUGGCCCUGGUCAUUGCUACAGACUGUAUUCUUCGGCUGUCUAUGAGCGGGACUUCCCAGAGUUUGCUGAACCUGAGCUUCUGAGAAUGCCAGUUGAGGGCGUGGUGCUGCAGCUCAAGGCAAUGAAGAUCCCGGACGUUGUGACCUUCCCUUUCCCGACACCGCCCACUCGCCAGAGCUUGGUGAAAGCAGAGAGGCUACUCAAGUGUUUGUCAGCCAUCUCAACGGAAGGUCAAAUAUCCAAGAUUGGCACAACGAUGUCCAUCUUUCCUCUGGCGCCGCGUUUCGCCAAAAUCCUGCUCCUUGGCUCACAGGCCGACUGCAUGCCGUAUGUCAUAGCCAUGGUGGCUGGCCUGUCGGCUGCUGAGGUCUUCGUACCCCUGAAUCACGCUAUCCCCAAACUUCCAGAGAAAGAGGAGGGUGACUUCCGAACAGAAGAGGAUAUCCAGGCGGAGAACCGACAGAAGGCAGUUCGAAAUGCGUACGGCGCGGCUCACCGAGGAUUCUGCUCGCUCGACGGCAAAUCAGACGCCAUCAAGCUGCUGAAGGUCGUGGGAGAGUACGCACACGAGCCCACAGAGCAGUGGUGCGAGAGUCAUUUUGUCCGGUACAAGGCUCUCAAGGAGAUCCAGCAGCUGCGGUACCAGAUCGCCACCUUGCUCAAGACCAACAUUCCUGCGUUCGCCAACAUCAAAUUCGAGGACAAGCUGGACCCACCAGACCAACACCAGAUCAAACUCCUGAAGCAGAUGGUCGCCGCCGGUUUCAUCGACCAGGUCGCGAUCCGCGCCGACCUGUCUCCGUACCCUCCAGAGGUGCACCGGAAACCCAGCCGGGCCAUCGACGUACCUUAUCUCCCCCUCCUCCCUCUAGAAGGAGAGGCUCCCGCGGACGACCAGGACAGACUCGUAUACAUCCACCCCGAGUCUCCGCUGUCGCACCUCAGCGUCCGCGAGUGCCCAGAGUACAUCGUCUACGCGUACCUGCAGCGCGGCGCCGCGAGCGUCGACGGCGAGAAGCGGCCCAAGACGCGCAUGCACGCGCUGACGGACGUGACGGGCGCGCAGCUGGCGGCGCUGGCCAAGGGCACGCCGCUGGUCAGCUACGGCAAGCCGACCAAGGAGGUCAUGGGCUCGGGCAAGGACUACGGCAAGGUCAGGGAGUGCUGGGUCGUGCCGUACCUGCGGGCCGAGGGCGCGGGCGGCGGCAUGGGCUGGCCGCUGCCCAUGGCCAAGAUCAAGCAGCGGAAGGUUCCCGGCAAGGGGUGGGUCGUGGAGUAG
Molecule: messenger RNA, 3729 nt
Organism: Thyridium curvatum
Lineage: Eukaryota; Fungi; Ascomycota; Sordariomycetes; Thyridiales; Thyridiaceae
Exons: 1
Coding region: 1-3729 (1242 amino acids)
Biological process (GO): maturation of SSU-rRNA from tricistronic rRNA transcript (SSU-rRNA, 5.8S rRNA, LSU-rRNA)
Cellular component (GO): nucleolus; intracellular anatomical structure
Molecular function (GO): RNA binding; ATP binding; ATP hydrolysis activity
Source: RefSeq, a predicted model, not a curated record